CCAUGCUCCGUCGGUCCUUCGCUCACUCACUCGUAUAUGUAUUCAAUCAUUGACAGGGACUCGUGCUUUGCUUCUUUCGUUUUAGAUGAUUGAUUUUGAUUUUUUGUUGACUCAGCGAUUUUGCCAGUCAUCAUUUUUUCCUUUUUUUUUUAAUUCAUCUCGAGUCUAAUGCGAUUCACGAGAAUCGGACGAAUUCCGCGAGUGUCUUCUCGUCGCUCUUACCGUUUCUCGCUUUGCGACUAACUGAUCAUUAUCGCGCAACGAUGCUAAGAUAUUUUUGUACCGUGGCGAAGUGGUGCCGAGUACUCUCGAUAAUCCAAUAUUAAUAAAAAGAAACAAUAUUUUCAAAAGUUUGCUAGGAGUUUUUGGGAAAGAGUUACUUUAUGACAAAAAUAAAAUCUGCGAAAGAAAUAAAGGUAGAAGAACAUAUGAAUAAAGAAAAAUAGGAUUUGUUAAGAGUAAUACCUUUAAAGAAAAGGACAUUGCAUACAAAAAGAACAUCAAAUUAGAAAUAAUAAUACUAGGGCCAAUAGUGAGAGUUCCUUAUCUCGUGUUGGUCUAAUAAUCUUUCGGUUUGGUUUUUUUCUUCUUCGUGUUGUACUUUGAAGUGAAGGCGAGUUGUAGAUGUAGAAAGAGAAAAAAGUGCGGAUCGCUGAAAGGAGAGUGAAAGUGAGUGGGAAAGAGAGAGUGAGCGAGAUAUGUAGAGUGGAAGAAGGAAACGCAGGAUAUGCAUGUGUGCGUGCACGUGCAGUGUAAAGAAACCUAGUGCCGGUGAUUUGAAUCCUCGCGGAAGAAAACGGGAAGAGAUUCAAAAGGUGUGCCGGGAAGAUGCAGUUUUACGAAAGUCUCCUGUCUCUGACACUCCUCGUGGUCGUAUAUCGUCCGCUGACAUUGUACUGCCGCAGGGUCGCGCCGCUUAUGGAAGACGAUUGGGCGAGGAGGCCACAUCGCGCUACCGAAUGCAUAUUUGGCAAGCAAAUUCGCGAAUUGGGUUCGACAUGGUUUGCUGAUUUAGGGCCGCCUUUCGGAGUCAUGUACUGCAUCAAAUGCGAAUGCAUACCGAUACAAAAGAAAAGACGAAUUAUAGCCAGAGUUCAAUGCAGAAACAUAAAAAACGAGUGUCCCAAGCUGACCUGCGAUGAACCAGUAUUACUUCCCGGUCGUUGCUGUAAAUCCUGUCCGAACGACUUCAACGCUGACGUAGUCCAAGAUCUUCCAGCACAACUGUCCUUGGAGGAGGAGGAACGCAGUCUAAAACAAUUUGGAACACUUCUGACUGGAAGAACAAGCCAGAUUCUAAAACGGUACGACUCUAUGAAAAAAUCAGGUGCAUCAGUGCCCUCGUUGUUUGAUGACAGCGCUUAUAACUACGUUGUGGCAGGCCGCUUCACCUUUCACCGAAAGAACCUUUACUACUCAUUUGCCUUUACAAUUGCUACUCCACGUCCCCGAACUCUGCAGUUCCUCGACAGCAGCGGAAGCAUCCUUGAGGAGCAGACGAUAGAUCCAGUCGGAGGAGUAUAUCAAAACGCGACGGGGAAGCUCUGUGGGGUCUGGCGCCGCAUGCCUCGUGACUACAGAAAAUUACUUCGCGAAGAGCGACUAUUCGUCACCUUAACCUGGGAGUCAUCAUCUUCUCUAAAUGGCCGACUUUCUCGGUACCGAGCACUGUCCACCGAGCAGUUUAGCUCACUCUUGGAACCUUCGUUAGGUGUUGAUCGUGCCGCCAUGUCCGGAUCCGGAGGCACCGCUAUCGUAUCUGCUUCAUCUUUGGCAUCAACGCCCUCCAUCCAUAUAUCUCUAAUAUUUAACGGUCUAUUUCUAUCAAAUGACAUCGCCGAUGUGCCCAUAGUCAUUCAGCUCGAACACACGGAGAAGAACUACGUGGUUCUCCGCGAAGAAACAAUUGUUCAGAAGCCCUCAAACGAAAUUAAUGCAGGAGAAGUUCGAGGAACGAUAUCGGCAGCCGAUCUGAGGCUGCUUUCCAGAGGAAAGCUGACCAUCAGUGUUAUGUCGCGAAAAGAUCCGGAGGCGCUGAGGUUGACCGGCUAUGUUGGACCCAGAGUCAGCUGCGAUAUGUAUCAGGCACUCUUGACUUCGGAUGCUGGUAGCUUAACUGCUUCCGGCCUUGGUUGGGCUUUCCUGGAUCGCUUUGGGGCGAUGAGAUAUGGUAUUGAGCUUCUCGGAAUGGAGGACGAGGUUCCUGUUGCACUUUCUCUGAUGGAUGAGGGUGGUAAGAAAAGAAUUGAAGUCGAAGAUCUGACACCUUCACUAGUUGGAGAAUUGGCUAAUGGAACUUUAGAGAGACCCGGGCCUAGACUCCUUGAGCCACUUUUGAAUGGAGAGCUCGCUGUAGUCGCGUCUUCGCUCCAAGAUAUUGGAACUACUCUGAGGGGGCGACUCGUUCAAAGGCCUGUAGCUGAUGCAAGGGACACGGCGAGUCCUGUGCUUCUGAGAAGAGUCGAUCACAAUAUAGGAAAGGAGCCGAACCAACCUGGGCCCAUCGGUUUAGUUUGGGCGGCUGUGGAUCCUGAUUGCACCCUGCACUAUGAGCUGGAAAUUACUGGAUUAUCGUCCAACGAUCAAGAAUCAAGAUCUCUCAGACUGUACCUGGAAACGAUGCCAGUUCUUGCUCAAGGAGCUCCUGUGUCGAGAAGAUUACUUGAAGAAUUUACAGGUUCAAUUUUAGAAGGAUCUGUCGCAGGGCUAUCACCUGUAGAGCUUUAUAGAAUAGAGUCAGGAAUAGGAUUCUUGGAGGUGACUAAUAACCAGUCGAGUAGGUUGCUUAAAGCUCCAUUUAAGACAAGAGCGCCGCUAAGUUGUCUUCCACAUUAUGCUGAUAAUGAUGUAGCCUCGGUAGUUGCUUACAAUCUACAGCCUCCUCAAUCGGACCUCGAAGUGACGGCAUGCUUCCAUGAAACCAGGUUCUAUGAAGAAGGGACUCAGUGGGCGUCUAGCUCGGAUCCUUGCUCCAUGUGCCAUUGUUACAGGGGGAUCGCACACUGUGAUCCUAUCCCAUGUCCAGUUCUUCAAUGUAACGUAGGGAAACAGGUGAAGUCUCCUAGGAGCUGCUGUCCUAUUUGCUUAGUUAUUAAAGAGAACCACGAUAAUUCGACGAAGAACAUUACAACGACAAAAGGUUGCACUUUGGCAGGUCAAUUUCAUCUAGCUGGCUCUGCAUGGCAUCCCUAUUUGCCACCGAAUGGAUUUGAUACCUGCGCACUAUGUACUUGCGAUAUCGCAAAGCUGGAAGUAAAAUGUCCGCGUGUGCAAUGUCCGCCUCUCGAUUGCGAUGAAAAGACAGCGUUUAGGCCAGAGAAAAAAGCUUGCUGUAGACAAUGUCCAGUUCUAAAUGCGACAUACGCCAAUGGAACGGAUACACAACUACCUCGGGAUCAAGCUGCGAUAUCGACGCGUCCUACUUCUGAAGAGAUUUUAGCUUCAGGAGGCUGUAAGUAUCCCUUAGGGGGACCUUACGAAAAUGGAAAGGAGUGGCAUCCACGGAUUCAUUCCCAUGGGGAGAUGAAAUGCGUCAAGUGUCGUUGCAAGAACGGCGAAAUUCGUUGUGAUCGAAAACGCUGUCCACGGUCAGUCUGCAACUCGAUCGCACAUCAGAUCAAAAGAGGUGAUCGCUCAGCAGACAUGGACGAUUGCUGCACAGUACAGUGUAGAAGAGCUCGACGCCAUCAUCGAAACAAUCAUCACUCACCAAAACACGCAGUUGCUCUGCGCGAGCUUAGCUGAGCUUUGAAUUUUCCGGGUCGAGAGACACCGACUUUGAGGAUCUAUCCCCGACCCGGAAGCCAAAAAUCGUAUAUUUCAGGAUAGUUGCCCUACUUUAGGGGCAACUACGCUUUGAACGAAAGGCCACAUAUCAAAAAGGAAUCAUAUCUAAACUUAUUGAAAAAAGCAUUUUUAAUGCCUUGUUCUCAUCCUAUGCAAGCGAAAGUAAAAACUCCAAUAAUAUUUUUCCUACGUAUUUUACAUAUUAACUAGUACUCGAAGAUAAGACUGACUAGAUCUACUAUAUUUGUCAAAAUAACUUCCAUCUUUUCCAGAAAAAUAGGAAAAGUUGUGCAAGUUCAUAUGGUUUAAACAAAGUAAAUAUUCUGAAAGGUUAAAAUAGUUACUAAUUAAUACAAUGCAAUAUAUAUGUAACUCCUUCAUGCUUUGCUUGUCUAUAACAAGCUGGUAGUGAAUGAACGAUGUAAAUCGAGCUUGUUACUUGUAAAUUGCACCGGAUGAGAGUCAGACAGUCAUGUAUCGAUCGCUUGAAGUUAAGUGACUUAAUAGAACUUUUUUCUCUUAUUUAAAAGUCAUCUUGGGCAUCUAAAAGCAGAUGAAAAUCAUUGAACUGAUACUCAUUGUUUCUAAUUUCAUCUCUAUGUAUUUAUGUCCGCAAGGAAGAUCAUGAUGUGACUAGAGACUGAAAUUAUAUAAAAAAUUCAUCCUACGCACCUAAUGGUAACCCGGCAGAUCUUUAUCGAUCAAUUGUUCCUCAUUGUCCAGCAGAAACCGGCCUGAUACGAUUAAACCACAGUGUGCUGUGAUGGACGACCUUUCCCCUCGGUGUCUCUUAAUAAAAGAGAGGGAGCGUCGUAGAGGAAGUACAUCCACUUCAGAAACUUCCUGUUCACACCGCUCUCUCCUAGUUACCCAAAAGCCAAAGAAGACUGAAGAACCUCGAUGGCGGAAUCGGUUCUUAAAAAAAGUCAUUGCUUAUCUUAAAUGUUCUUUUACGCGAUGCAAAUCAAUCAAUUGUUUUAACCUGCUAAAUGGUGAGACACCACAAAGAACUCGGAAGUUAAGAAUUUAAAAGGAAAACGAAAUUAGUAUUCUUCGCUACUUUUUGUAUUUUUUAAUAGCUGAUAGUGUCAGUCGUCAUUUUUAGGUUCUGCUACUUUUUAUCUUUUUUCUUAUACUGUCUCUUUUAUCAUUUCGGAAAGAAAUAGAGGUCGAUGAAACUUAAAUUAAAUUUAAAAAUAGGUUUGCAUCCCGGAUUCGUCGAGUUCACCAAUCGAUCGCUUUUACGAGCAUUGUUACUUUUUAGGAUUAAGAAUAAAUUAUGUUUAUAACAGUUCGCUGAACUCAAAUACUUUAAUUUCGAACAAGUGGCUUCCCACUUCUGUUGAAUCUGAAACUUUACAUUAAAAUUUGGCGGUUAAAGUGAAUACUUUUAGCAUUCAAUUAUUGAUAUUUUUAUUUCCAAUGUCAUAUAUGUAUGUAAAUAGAGUAAAUUUGUCAAAAAAUGCAAGUUAAACUCAUAUUGUUAUGAUAAUUAUUACGUAAAAUUGUAAAUUAUUGCUAAUGCAGUACAAAAGCUUACAGCUUUUUAUUUUUCCGGAUAUUGCAAAACAAAGGUAUGCAUGGAAUACGUUUCAGAUAACGGAUCCACUUUGUGAUACCUUACACUACCUGAAUCGGUAAAAAAGUGAUCCAAACGGUAGGAUUUUCUGGAACUGCAGAAUAUAUUUUUUAGCGUAGCAGGAAAUUUUUUUACGUAAUACUUAUAGUUAUAUUUUUAAAUAAGAAUUCUUUUUGCAAAAUAGCGAUGUUUUAAAUUCAGCAAGAAUGUACAAAAUAAUUUUGCUUUCUUAAAAGUUUGCUGCCUUUUUAUUAAUUAAUAUUAUUUGAUUCUUGUUAUUAUUAUCGACUCGUUAACACUAUUUGAGGAAGGUGCGUCGGCUAAUAUUACUAAUCCGUUUCUUAUCUCGAAUGGCGUUGACAACCUUGUUAUUAGGGGUUGCAAAAAACUCGAAAUUCGAAGUUUAAAUGAGUUGUGUCGAGUUUGUCAUGUUUCGAGUCGAGUUUAACUUUCUGAAAUGCUCAAAAGUUUUCGACUGCUCGAUACUUUCAGAACACAAAUAUUCGAGUCAGUAUGAACUUGACUCGAAGUUCCGAACGUUGACUCGAAGUUUCGAGCGUUUUGCACACCCGUACUUCUUGUAAAUCUGUGUCUUUAAGGAUAUGAUUUCUGUUAGGCUAUUUCCUCUUUUUAAAGAAACAUAUAGCUCUCGUGUUGGACGUUCUUUGAUGAUAUAUCCAUAUAUUGUAUAAUUAUAUUGUAACAAUAAGUAGGUAAUUUUAAUAAUUAUUUAUUCAAUCUAUUUACACUUAACAGCAGAGACACAUUGAAUCGGAAAGAAUAAAAUUUACAUUUUCUUAUUUAGAAAGGGUAAACAAGUCUCUGCUGAUGAGUUCAUAACGCCUUAUUUAUUACUCUGGGCAAUUUUUUCGGAAAAGUUGAAAAAUAAGUGCUACGUGCCAGUAAUGUGUAUUUCUCGAAAAUGAGAAAAAUUUAGUCCUAGAAAUAAUUUAUAGUAGACGUAGCAAAUAAUUAGGUUUGGAAUUCUUUGUUACCGCUGUUAUUACUGUUGCGACUGUUCAGAUUUUUGUAUUUUCUACAAAACAAUUUAAUGAUUCUCCAGAAGCCAUAGACUUUUGUAUUAAAAUGUAUUUAGAAUAUGUAGUUUCACGAAAAAUCAAGUAUUUUCGAUUAAAUUUGUUUACAAUGCUUUGCUCAAUUUCGCUACUGAAUGAAUAGGAUUCUUGAAAAGACCAAUUUUUUCACGGAAGUAGUAUUUUCUGCAAAAUCCUUAUGUUUUAUGUGUCCAAAAAACACAGA
Belonocnema kinseyi is the source of this 6625-nucleotide messenger RNA. RefSeq names its product dorsal-ventral patterning protein Sog (gene sog). The transcript has 9 exons. The record is from RefSeq and is a predicted model, not a curated record. Lineage: Eukaryota; Metazoa; Arthropoda; Insecta; Hymenoptera; Cynipidae. Gene Ontology annotation, molecular function: protein binding. Gene Ontology annotation, biological process: multicellular organism development. The coding region runs from base 829 to 3744 and encodes 971 amino acids.